CCAUAUAAAUGCGCAACUAGCAGCUAGAAGUGACAAUGUCAUAUUGUUUGCACGUUUCAGUCGAUAUUUUCUGAUAGAAGGACUAAUUAUUGCCAAGUUAGCUGAGCUAGAAACGAGAGUACCAAAAGAUUUGAGGCAGUUUAGCGCGAGCUGCUCGCGAGACAGCGGCUUCAGUCACGGACUGAAAUGUGACCCGUAACAACAAAUAGCUGCUCUCAAACAGAAAUAACUACAGUAACUGCGGGUUUGAAUGCUGACAUAAAUGUGUACGUUUCGUGUUCGCUUAACUUGCAGUGAGACGCAGGGAUAAGGAGGAGGGCUGAACGUACCGCUAUUUGUGGCGAAAAUAACUCAUAUUAUACUUUUUUGGGUGUUGCUGUACCUCUCAACCGAAGGCCACAGCAAGGUCUGUGAGGAGAAACCUGCUGACCCAGCAAGUCAUCAAAAAACUCCCAUUAGUUGCAUUAAUACUUUAUCCACCAACCUACCAACCAACCAACCAGCCAACCAACCAGAAUUUCCUUCUGCAACUUAUUCAUCAGGGAUUUUGUCUUCAACCCAGAAACAAGGUCAAAUACAGCUUCAUAUCAUAGCUGUUGCCAGUCCAAUCCUGAUUUCUAUUCUUCUUACAAUGCACCUUGGAAAAACACCUCUCCAUGCUCCAAUCUCAUAUCGGUGAACCUUGCACAGCUAAAGAAAGUCUAACACUCACCCAUUGACGUGGCAAAGCCAGUUGUCCAGGCUCUUUACAAUUAGCACUCGGUCUUGUGAAAUCCAUCUACAACAAGGCCAUCAAGAUACACAACUCAGUGCAUUAAGAUCUCCCACUACAAACCAACCCCAGGCCUGUUACUAUUUUACAAAAUUAUGCUUGUGCUUCUUGGCCCAACUCUGUUUCUACCAACUAUUCAUAGAAUCACAAUUUAACAAUGAUCAACCACUGAAAGCUCUGCUGUUGUGUUAGUAUCAAUCCACACCUGUUGGAAAGAGUGCAGGUGUUUCUGAAAGUGCUUGUGGUUGUCAGGAAAAAGCUGCAGAACCAUGUGUGUCCAGUGGGCAGUGUUUACAAUUGGCCUAGUCCACAGGAUGAGUGGACAGUAGGGGGACUGCGAAACAGUGGACUCAUGUCAUGGAAGGGGUCAUUGCAGUCACAGGACAUUCAGAGGGCUUGAAUGGUUUUCCACAAGAAUGCAAACAGACAGAAGAUCUAACCAAUGGACACUCCAAAUGCACAACUAUACUGAAUGGACUCACUCCAGGUAAUGGUAUCAAAGAGAAUGGCAACCCUUAUCUCAAAACUGUCCAGAUCUCAGCCCUGAAACAGAAUGGCCUCUUACAGUCACUGGCAGCUGGAGGCAAUCAGACUAAAACAGAAGAGGUGAGCUCGGAGGUGGAGCGAGCACAAGAGGAGUGGGAUGCCCUGGAGAGCAUCCAACCAGUUCUUGCUGAGGAUCUUACUCCCUCACCACUGAUCUCAUUCAACGAGGCUCUGCAGCAUUUUCAGACAACUGAUCUCGGAGACCUGCUUAAGAACAUUCAGCCCACCAUUCGCAGGACUGGAUUUGCUGCCAUCACUCACUUCCUGUUUGGUCCUCCCCGGCUACACAAAGACCUAGUAGAGGAGAGAGACCUAGUGUUUGCCAUUGCACAGUGUUCUCUGGAUAAUGGACAGUCAGUGCACAUGCGUGUACUCCAGACCAUCUACAGGAAACUGACCUGCACCCGUGCAGACUGCCCUCGCUAUGGACCACACUGGGAGAAUGUGGGCUUCCAAGGUUCAGACCCUGCCACAGAUUUAAGGGGAACAGGUUUUCUGGGCCUGAUGCACACUCUAUACAUUGUCAUGGACCCAGAGAUACUACCACUGGCUAGAGACAUCUACAAACUCUCUCAGCAUCCAGUCCAGAAUUUUCCAUUCAGUGUGAUGUCCAUCAACAUGACCAGAAUUGCCCUGCAUGCUCUCAGGGAGGAGGUGUUGUCCAAGGAGUGUAACCGAAGGCAACAGGUUGUGGCAGUGUUAAAUGAUUUUUAUGUUGCGACGUUCCUGCACCUCUACCAGCUGUGGAAGAGCCAGCAGAAAACAAUCUCUGACUCCGGCCAUGUGCUUAAAGAAGUGGAGCUCUUAGCCAAGAAGAACCCCAAGCAGAUUCUCAAACGUCUCGAGGGCUACCUGAAAGAGAGACGUGCUGGGACAGGACACCGAACAUCACCUGACAUGCUGUCACAUAGCAACCCUUCACCUGGUGACAGUGGGUCUCGAGCAGGAAGUCAGGGUGGGGAGGAGGGGAAGGAGAUUAAAUUCACUGGUGUCUGUGAGCUGCCCCCCGAGAUGGAGGGAGAGGCCAGACUCAUCUGAGAGACAGAGAAAGAGAGAUGAGAGACAAAUAAAGGCAUAGUUCACUCAAAAAUAAGAAAUCUGCCAUUUACUCACUCUAAUAUUGUUCCAAAUCCAUACAACUGACUUUCUGUGGAACACAAAAGGAGAUGUCAGGCAGAUUGUCACCAUUCACUUUCAUUGCAUAUUUCUUCCACAUGAUGAAAGUGAAUGGUGACUGAGACUACCAUUCUGCCUAACAUCUCCUUUUGUGUACUUUUUUAUUGUGUGAAGAAAGUCAAACAGGUUUGAAACAACAUGAGGGUGAGUGAAAUAUGACAAUUUUCAUUUCUGGGUGAACUGUCCUUUUAAGAACAUGUGUUUGAAUGGGCAUUUGAUUUGUACAGUCUCAAAUAUCUCUCUUGCUCUAACUCUGUCUUUCUCUCUUUUUUCUUCAUUUAUUUUCAAUCUAUUCAUUCUUAAGCACACUCAGUGACAAGUCUAUGUUGUAACUGUAGUAGCAGAUAAAAUCAUAAUAAUCUUUGCUGUUUUUUUUUUUUUUUUUUUUUCUGUUAGGGUACCUAUUGGCUUUUCAAAGCUUUCUCUGAAAAAAAAAAAAAAGCCAAUAGUUUUAGUUGCCAAAUAUCAGAGUUAAUGGUACAGUUUACUAGUCAUCAUUUACUCAUCCUAAUGUUGUUACAAACAUUCAAAUAUUUUUUUUUUUUUCUUCAGUGGAAUACAAAAAGACACAUCAGACAGUAUGUUAGUCUCAGUUACCAUUCACUUUCAUUGCAUCUUUUUUCCAUACAGUGAAAGUGAAUGGGGAGUGAGGUUGUCAUUCUGUCAUACAUGUUUGGAACAAUUAAGGGUGAGUGAAUGAUGACAGAAAAAGUGAACUAUCCCUUUACAAAGAUAAUUUUAGUAAGUGUAAUUCUAGAUGUACCAACUCAGUGGCAAUCAGGAAUGGACGUGUCUUGAUGAACGUGUAAAGUGGUUUCCAGAAAUGAUCCAGCACCUUACCCACGACUGUGGUAUUGAGUGAGAAUUAUUUCCUUAGUGUGAUGUGGUGACUGUGCAGGGAUUUAUUUGAUUUAACUGAGACCAGUGUAGUCUAAAGCCUUGUGAUCCUCCUGAUCAUUUGAACUUGUUCACUGUAACCAGGUCAACAUUCACAAAGUUAUCAAAGUUUAUAUUGAUGUUGCCGCUUUAACCUUCACUGUUGAAAAAAUUUAAUGAGAUAUCAAAACGUUGGAUGAAAAUAGUUUUCUUUUGUCCCUUUAGAGACAAUACAUUUUAGAGACUAUCCGACUUGCUUCCGUUGGCAUGAUCUCUUCAACAAUAGUCUGAAACUGUCAUAUCUUGGUAUCGUUUUAAUGGGAAAGUGCAUAUUAGUGACCUGUAGUAUAAAUAACCAUUAAGCUGUUCAGUUGCAAGCCUGGAAUUGUCAACUAAUUUUAUUUAAACGUUUGAGCUUUGAGCUAAAAUUAGGACCGUAAUCAAAAAGAAAAUGUGAUAUUCUGAGGUGUUUUAAUGCUUGUCUGCAUGUUUCCUCGAUAUUGAUAGCAGUUACAUUCCAAUUUUAAGUAGCCUUGAUGCAACUAUGAACAUCUGGGCAUGUUUUGGACGAGAGUGAGGAUGAUCACAUGACUGUACCAGAAAUAAUCCUGAAAAUGCUAUUGGUUGCCUGUUAUGAUGUUUCUCAUAGAGGACAGCAUACUCAAGCUGUCCACUAUUUAGUCCAGAGGAAAUAGAUGGCGUAUUAUAAAUUGUUGGACAGUGAUGAAAUCAUUACAGCUCCCUGAAGCACUUUUAGCAAGUGUGUAAACAAGGUUUGUUUGGGUUAAUUGUGUCUAUAAGACAUGGUUUUAUAUAAAAUAUUAGCCAGGAAGCUGCAGGUCAUUUAAACUGUACUGUAUGUGAGAAACGUUGGUAUCUUAAAGUGGAUCACAUUAGGCAACAUCUUGCAUCUAAGCGUUGUACAUUCAAACAGACAUUUCAGAUCUGUUUAUAGUGUAGUCAAGCAAUUACACCAUGAUACUUGUUGAUUUAAAAAGAGAAUACCUUAUUUACUGUUGAGCCACAUCAGGUUUGUGCGGCAAAUAGUUGAGAAUUUGGUGUAUUUUUGUCAUUUGUGUCUUGUUCUCCCGAGUCCAGGUCCAAUAAAGAUGUGAGGGUUGCAGCAGUCAUGUAUAUUGUACAUUUUGGAAAAAAUUUGUUGGGGAAAGUCCGUCUCUCCCUUUGCAACCCUAUUCUGCACUAUCGUCUUGUUAGCAUGUCAGGUACCGCUAGAGAUGUAGCAUCCAGGAAUCGUUGCUUUUAAAUUCCUUGUUAAAAAAAGCUUGUUAAUGUAACUCGGUAUGGUUGCAAAUGUUUGUCUAAGUUACCUAGUCCAAAGUGUUGUUGUAUGAUAUGAAUACAGUGCGUCCAGUACGUUUCAGUUUAACUUUUACGGUCUUUCUUUUUGUAGUUGUUUUUCUUCUUCUGAAACAACACAUGAAUAUAAAUACUCAGUGGAUGUAUAUUAGAAGUCCUGUCACAUUAGCCAGUUACAUUUUUAUAUAAAGCAGAGUAGUAUUUUAUAAACUUGAAUAAGAGCAAAUGAUGGUGGAAAAAGAAUGUUUAUAUAAAAGGCAAAUCACCCUUUCCUGGCUUAUUUACUAGUUCUGUUUGACUGGUUUGUAUUAGUGCUGGUUCAGGUCAUAAUCCUUCUAUAACUGUACUCUCGAGUGAAUUCAGUGCAGUUCAGCGCUGUUGUCAACUGCAAGCAUUUAUGUGUUUAAUACUUGCCAGUUUGUUUGUCAAACUGAAGCAUAGUUAACACUAAGAAAGACUUUGAAUGAAUGUUGAAGAAGCAUAAUUUUAAGAAGAUGCAAUAUAACAAAUGAUGUCAAGUGAGAGUACUGCCCAAGAGACCUGUAUUUCCUACAAGUCAUAUUCCGUGCACUCCUUUUAGGAUAUUUUAAACUGUCAUGUACACUUGCCAGUGCAACUCUUCAGAAGUGUGUGUUGCUAUUUAGCUUACUGGCUCAAAAUAUAUUAUGAACAAUCAAAGCUACAGUCUAACAAUCAUCCACAACCAUGACCAUCAUAAUGAGCCUGGUUCGGCACCUUUUCUUGUAUAUGUUUGCACAAUAAGUUGUUUAUUAUUUGUUUAGCUGUUAUUUCCCAAAGGAGAGGGUGGUAUGUACUGUAUAUGAGAUGACUUUUAACGUGUGUGUGUGUAUGUGUGUAUAUAACAAAUAAAUGAUUGUAACAGUAUGAUAAGUUACCUGGGCAUAUUAUGCAUACCUCAGGCUUCAGACAAAUCUCUUCUGGGUAGACGUUUUAUUGAGGACAGCCAUGAUUCCAUGUCGUAGCACAAAAUGGUGUGUGGUGUCACUUGCAGUAAUCUACCUAGCUUGGGAAUGUACUGUAUGUAUAUGUAUGUACACUAAUGCAGCACUGCAAAAUAUUGACUUCUACAGUAUAUAUUUCUAUAGCCCAUGUUUGUGAAAACUAUAGUCUUACACGCUGAAACGCAAACCUUUGCUGGAGGAUGUUUUUAACAAUCUUAUUGGUUGAAACAAAUCAGACGAUUUUGUGGCCUUUGGUAUUUGCUGUGCUUUCGUGAAUGGUUUUUUACACCAUUACAAAAUGUCAAAAACGAUUCACCCUACUAUUGCACAGUAUUUCUUUGGACCAAAAGGAAUAUUUGUGACCGGGUUUGAGUUAUCAAGCUGGUUUGGAAAGAUCUUACAGUCCUUAAUGUUAGUAUCUUCCUUCUCCAUUCCACAAUACUUCAUUUGUCUGGCCCAUAAAGAUGAAAUUCAGCCCCAAACGGCUGUUUGAGUUACUAAAAAAUACAAACCCAAAUCUCCAAUUUGAUUCACUUCCCUGAAUCAAAGUCCUGCACUUCAUUUAGAGAUGAGUUGUUUUCGUCUGGUAUGAUCCCUCAGAGCCUUUUAUUAUAUCUGAACCUUGAUUGUAGAAUCCCUAUUUUAUAAUGAAAACAUAUUUAAGAAUAUAUGCAGUGGUACAGUGAUGUAUCGUAUGAAGAGUAAUAAAUAAAUGCAACUUUAAACAGAAUUAAAA
This is a messenger RNA of Myxocyprinus asiaticus (Chinese sucker), 6385 nucleotides long. It is a transcript of the gene elmod3, whose product is annotated as ELMO/CED-12 domain containing 3. The transcript has 13 exons. The record is from RefSeq and is a predicted model, not a curated record. The coding region runs from base 1130 to 2356 and encodes 408 amino acids. Lineage: Eukaryota; Metazoa; Chordata; Actinopteri; Cypriniformes; Catostomidae.